Molecule: messenger RNA, 511 nt
Organism: Trichobilharzia szidati
Lineage: Eukaryota; Metazoa; Platyhelminthes; Trematoda; Strigeidida; Schistosomatidae
Source: the annotation of a GenBank genome assembly
AAGACCUGGAUUUCGCGCGUGGAUGAUUUAUGUUUGAUGUCACACAAAAUCGAAGACUUACAAGCAAAAACCGACAAACUGGUCGAAGAAGCAGCAAAGACAGGACUCCAGGUGAACAUAGACAAGACGGAGGUCAUGGAAAUAACCAACCAACAACAGCAGCAACAUCCAGUGCCAAUCACCAUCAACGGGAGGGAUUUGAAAGAGGUUACUUCUUUCACUUAUCUAGGGAGCAUUGUCUCAACCACAGGAGGAACGGACGAGGAUGUCAAAUCGAGAAUCGGGAAGGCGAGAAACACAUUCAUCAACCUGAAAACAAUCCGGAAAUCUUCGUCACUCAGCAUCAACAACAAAGUGAUUCAGAUUUUCAAUACAAACGUCAAGUCAGUCAGUUCUUCUAUACGGAUCAGAAACUUGGCGGGUCACAAAGAAUAUUUCCAACAGCCUGUUGCAGACCUUUAUCAACAACUGUCUUCGCUCUAUACUGAAGAUCAGAUGGCCGGAAAGAAUC